AACACUGGAGCUGCAGCCUCGUAACGAGCUGCUGGAGCUCAGUCCGUGGGAGGGGUCAUGCAGACCUUCCUCUCUAAUUGACCACAGGGAGCAGAAGCGGCAGCAGCAGCAGGCGGGUGAUGCGACGUCGAACCACAGCCGCGGACACAGAAGUGGACGCAUGUGGGGUUUCGACUCGUCUUUGGGGGUGAAACCCAGUCCGUGUUCAGAUGGCCGAUGUGGAACUGUUUAACUUUGAUCAGUCCGACGCCUCCCGGAUUGUGGCGGAGAUCAGCGGCGGAGGUAAGUGUCUUCAUCCCCGCGGAGGAGGAGGAGGAGGAGAGGGAGAAGAGCGUUCAGCACCAUGGACAGCGCCGCGGAGCGCGGCGCGGAUGCAGGAGGAAACAGAAACAUGUUUCACCCGCUGCAGAGAUGAUGAGGAUGAGGAUGAAGAUGAUGAUGAUGAUGAUGAUGAUGUGCAGCUCUUAGAGACAAAUCCCCAAACCUGCACACCUAGUCAGAGCUCCCAAAGUGAGGAAGAGGAGGAGGAGGAGGAGGAGGUGGUAAUGGAGGAGGAGGAGGAGAUCCCGGAACUUUUUUUGCUCUCCGAUGAAGACUUGUCCUCUGACGGCUCCGAGAAGUCUGCGGAUUACGGCUUCAUCAUCGCGGUGAGCUGCCUGGUCACCGGCAUCUCUCUCGUGGCCAUCUCCUACACGGUGCCCAGGGACGUGCGCGUGGACCCGGACAGCGUCUCCGCGCGGGAGAUGGAGCGCCUGGAGCGGGAGAAAGCCCGAGUCGGCGCCCACCUGGACCGCUGUGUCAUCGCGGGACUGUGCCUGCUCACGCUGGGCGGCGUGCUGCUCUCCACGCUGCUCAUGGUCUCCAUGUGGCAGGGCGAGAUGAUGAGGAGGAAGGCGUUCGCUUACUCCAAACAUGCGGCCAACAAGUUGUACGGCUCCAUCAACCUGAGAGCGGCGUCCAGUCCGAAUCGGGAAUCCUGUUCACAUCUGUCAGCGACGGAGGAGGAUUUGGAGGUUGUCAGCUGAGUUUAUGGACAGAGUGAGACUCUGAAGUGUCCCCACUAGUCCCUGCCAGUGUCCUCCUACAACUGAGGAUCUUUAAAGUCUGAGGAAACAUUUUCUCUAUUAAAGGAUAAAUUCACCUUUUUUUUGUCACAUUUAUUUUACCAUUCCAAUUUCAUUUCAGUUGAAUUAUAUACUGUAUAUGCACAGUCUUUUUCUGGUUGGAUAUGUGUCGGAAGAAGGUCUUCUGCACGAGUUAUCAAGAGGAUUUAGUGACUGUGACUGUGGGCAGAGGGACACUGCAGUCCUCUGCUAAUGUUUCAAUGUUAACGACUAAAACAACUAACUAAAAACCUACGUAAUCAAUGUUUUCAUUCAAUAACUGCUAACGUUACCUUUAAUAGUCCAAGUUUCUCCUUAAGGACAGCUGUCUUAUAUUUUUUAGUGGUAAAUUGUAAGAGACACUUACAGGUGUACGGACGUACAGGCAAUUCAGAUGAGUUCAAAUCAGCUCAGUUUAUUUCAGUUAUACAUUCAAGUCAGUUGAAAUGAUUGAUCCAUUAUGAAAAAAAUUAAAUACCUGGAAUACAUAUAUAGUGACAGCUUUGUGCACGCUUUAUGAAUUUUCAAAUUUAAUAAUAGUAAAGCACAUUAUUAUUAUUUCUUGAUUAAGACGUCAAAUGAUAGUUAUUUACUUGAAUUCCUGAUUCAUUUUGACUUCUCAGUGAGCCGACUCACUUACUCUGAUGUUAAUGUAUUUUCUACAAAUUAAAUCUCGACAAAACACAGGCUUGUCAACUGAAAAUCUGGUGAAUCUGUUGCUAGAAAUAUGUAAAAGGUGACUAAUCUGUAGAAGAAUCUAAAAUAUAAAACAUAUUCUGCAAAGAAAAAAAACACUGAAUGACAACGUUUGAGUGUGCAGGUGCACAGUUUGUGUCGUUGGAUGCCACAAUAGCAUUAUUGUCAUUAUUGCUUAAAAAAACACGAUUCUUAAUGUCCAAGUGUCAAAAUCACAGCGCAGUUUAUUCCUGCAGCACCAGCAUCUUCAUCUUUAAAAUAAUCUCAAUUCAAAUGAACGAAGAUGCUGUUUUUGUUUGUUUGGUUUGUUGUUUUCCCGCAGGCUUAAAGAUGAUCUAAAUUAAGCCAUGAUCAAAUAUUCUGAAGUUACAGAGUCUUUCAAGAAAACAGUGACCAGGGAAACAAAGACACACAACAACAGCAACAGUGGACAACACCCACUUCAUGAUUAUGACUCAGACUGCAGGAAGCCUUGUUUUAACUUUAGAUAAAUACUGUGUCAAAAUGAAUGCUUUAAAAUGAGUGGAUCUUUGUCCGUUUAGAAUCAGAUGAAACUGCAAAGAAUAUUGACUGGUUAUUGUUACAUUCACAUUGUUAAUAAAUCAUUUCAAUUUGA
Messenger RNA from Solea senegalensis (Senegalese sole), 2415 nucleotides. RefSeq names its product transmembrane protein 74-like. NCBI's taxonomy places the organism in Eukaryota, Metazoa, Chordata, Actinopteri, Pleuronectiformes, Soleidae. The coding region runs from base 210 to 1025 and encodes 271 amino acids. The record is from RefSeq and is a predicted model, not a curated record. The transcript is spliced from 2 exons.